CCAGAAGAUGGGGGGCCCCGGCUGGGGGAACCCCUCGGGCCCCGGUUCCUGAGAUCAACUCCAGGAGGGAAGACCCCAUCCUGCACCCCUGCCGGGCCCACCCCCAGACCUGCUUCAUGCCAUGGGAGCUGUCCAGGGGAAGAAGAAAGAAUAUUCUCCUCACGCCGGAUUUCGUCAUGAAAAUGUGAAGCAGAGACCAAAUGGUUCAGCCGCCAUGUACUCCGAGAUCCAGAGGGAGCGAGCAGACAUCGGGGGCCUGAUGGCGCGGCCCGAGUACAGAGACUGGAACCCAGAGCUCAUCAAACCCAAGAAGCUGCUGAACCCUGUGAAGGCCUCUCGGAGCCACCAGGAGCUGCACCGCGAGCUGCUCAUGAACCACAGAAGGGGGCUCGGCGUGGACAGCAAACCGGAGCUGCAGCGGGUCCUAGAACACCGCCGGCGGAACCAGCUCAUCAAGAAGAAGAAGGAGGAGCUGGAGGCCAAGCGGCUGCAGUGCCCCUUCGAGCAGGAGCUGCUGAAACGGCAGCAGAGGCUGAACCAGUUGGAGAAGCCACCGGAGAAGGAAGAGGAGCACGCGCCUGAGUUCAUCAAGGUCCGGGAGAACCUACGGAGAAUCGCGGCCCUGGGCAGUGAAGAGAGGGUGCUGUAGACCUGGCCGGGGGACCCCCCUCCACCAACUGUGCCCCCCUACCCAGGCCACCUGCUCCAGCCUGUCUGUACCCAAGAGCCCGGGACCGAAGGUCUGGGGCAUCUGUGACGUUGAUGGCGCUUGGCUUUGCUUCCUAGAAAUCUGCCUCCCCGGAGCCUGCGGCCAGACUUCUCCCCAGCGCCCCCUCCCCCAACCGCUUCCCCUUCCCACCUCAGCACAGAGCACUCAGUCAACAGGUUCCUCUCCCUGGGGGGGUCCUGAGCCCCACGAGCCUUCCUGCAGAGCUGGAGGGUCUCUGAUCUGGCUAGCUCCCCAUGUGACAUCUCUGGCAGCCCCAUGGCUUCCUGGGAGAGUGUCCGGCCACUGGUGUGCCCUGCCCAGGCUUGGGCCCCUGGACAUAGCAGCCUGGACUGCCUGUUGGGAGAGGUCAGGGGGGCCGGGCAGGUGCCACUGUCCUGGGCCGGGAAGGCCCAGAGUUCACCAGCCUGUCCCCCCUCCCCCACUGCAGCCUCUCCACUGCCCUCCCGGCCCGGCCUGGGCACCUGGGGGAACUUAGGUCUCAGACUCAGUGGGGCUGAGGUGGGGCUUGAUGUCUGCUCGUCCAAGCAUGGGGCUGCUGGUUUGAGGCUCUCUCUGUCUCCCCAGGACUGCAGGCUCGAACUCUCCUGAAAGCCAUCACUGUUUCUGUCCACCCCCCAGCCCUGCCCUGGAGGUCCUCACCGCACUCCACAGCCCCUGGGACUCUCUAUGAUGCGCCCACCAGGGCCCCCACGCUCACACAGACCACCGUCUUGCUCCCAGGGACAGGUGUGGCGGGGUUUGCGCCAGAGUUCCUUGGGCCGUUGCCAAUCUGCUUUCUAACCACGGUGAUGACACAGUCUAGCCAAUAGCCUGUGGAGAGCAGAUACACCAAGGGGAGCACCAAGCUCCAGAAACAGGAGCAGAGGUUUGAAACUGCCCCAUCCCACCCCCAUCCCUUUGAGUCCCCAUCUCCUGCCAGAGUCACUCCCCAUGCCACUUGGUUCUAGCCCCUGGGACAUCAGAAACCCCUUUCGUGCAAGACAAACAAUUUCCGUGUUUGAAAUUUGUGGCUGCCUUGGGCUCUGCAAGGUUUAGAGAAUGAAUGAGCCAGACCCGGUUCCUUUCCCCAAGAACAACCCCUCCACCUUCCUCGGCUCUGGAAAUGCCUCCUUUCAGUGGGCAGGGCAGGGUGAGAAAGGCCCUCUCUUACCAGCACCUACUAGGUGGCGGUUUGAUUCUUGGAGCCAGAUGUGUGAUGCCCAGAAUGGAAGGCUCAUACUCCUUCCUCUCUGCGUGCUUGGCGGGACAUGCCUGAUACCCGCAGAGGGUGUCCAUGUCGCCAUGCUGUGUCAUGUGUGCACGAGAGAGCAAGUCACUGGGGAAGCCAGAGAGACAGUCUGGCAGGUAAGGCACUGGCCUUGCACAGUGCCGACCCUGAGCCCCGCCAGAAGUAACUGCUAAGCAUUGCCAGGCGUGGCAAAAAAAAAAAAGUGUGAGUUGAGCUGGAAGGACCCAAAAAAUGUCUGUUUUUGUGAGACUGUGGUGGCAGCAUCCCAGACUCCUCCUCUGGGGUGAGAAUGAAGGAAAAGAUGCAGGAUCCUGAAGUAGAGAGUGUCCUCAGAGGGACUGCUUGGGGCUUCCCUUGGGGGCCGCAGAGGUGGCCUGGUACUGCACCUCAUGCCAUACAGACACUCUGGUGCACUCCCCGGCGUCAGUCCUGACUCCUCUCGGCCACUUCCCACUAGGCAGGUUGUAAAGGCACAUUCUUGUCCCAACCUCCUUUGCAGCUUAGGGAUCCAGGCACGGCCAGUGAAAUUUAAAGGAAGUCUACAGGGGCUCUGGGGCAUCUUAAGCUUUUAUUGAUAAACGAUACUGACAUGGCUAACACUUCCUCGUCCCUGCCUGCUUCCUGCCUUGGUUGGUGAUGUGAUGCCCCGAGCCAUAGCAGCCAUUUUGCUGUCGGGAGAAAAAGGCCAAGAGACUCUCCGAGACGUUGAGCCUUAUCAUCGUUGACUAAGCCAAUGCCAGCAACGGUCUUCUUUCAGAAUUCUUGUAAAUAAAACCCUCUUUGUUUAAGUCA
Molecule: messenger RNA, 2750 nt
Organism: Sorex fumeus (smoky shrew)
Lineage: Eukaryota; Metazoa; Chordata; Mammalia; Eulipotyphla; Soricidae
Gene: FAM107A
Product: family with sequence similarity 107 member A
Exons: 5
Coding region: 122-649 (175 amino acids)
Biological process (GO): regulation of actin cytoskeleton organization; actin filament polymerization; actin filament bundle assembly
Cellular component (GO): neuron projection; synapse; stress fiber
Source: RefSeq, a predicted model, not a curated record